This is a messenger RNA of Striga hermonthica, 1206 nucleotides long. The record is from the annotation of a GenBank genome assembly. Lineage: Eukaryota; Viridiplantae; Streptophyta; Magnoliopsida; Lamiales; Orobanchaceae.
AUGACAUGUUGUCUCUCUUCUAUGCUUUUAGGAACUGAAAGGGAGUAUGCUUUCAAUAUACCUCCUACAUGCUCCGGAGUCGUGACCAAUAGGUGCGACCUCAAGGUUGUCGAGCAUGUAUUUAAGAAUCUAGAUGAUGAACAUAAAGAUUUAUUUGUGGAAUCUUGCUUCCGACCACUAGUGCACAUUCCGGAGUUGAAAUUGGCAUCUCAAUUAAUCCACCACCUUGUAGCAAGGACCUUGAAAUCACCCGACAAUGAAAAAGAUGCCAUGACCUUGAAAUCACCCGACAAUGAAAAAGAUGACGUGUGGUUCAAAUUUGGAGAAAAGGAAGCCAGAUUCGGGUUACAAGAAUUCUCUCUUGUAAGCGGUUUAAAGAUUGUGGAUGACGUGUCUUACGAGGUCCCCAAAAGAAGUAGUUCACUUUUAGAUUUAUUCAAAGAGAAGAAAGGGAAGAUAAUGAAGAAAGACUUGCUCGAGCAAUUUGAUGGUUUGGUAGAGAAGGAAGAUGCAGAUUUGAAGUACAAAUUGGGGCUUCUCAUUGUCCUCGAGUAUGCGGUAUUGUCUAACGAGUGCCGGACUCUUGUGGAUGAAAGAUGGUUUCAUCUCGUUGAAGAUUUGGAACAAUUUAAUAACUAUCCUUGGGGGAACCUUUCGUACGAGUACACCGUUUGGGCAUUUGAGGCACUGCCUGAGCUUGGAAGAAAAUUUGGUCAAACUUAUGGUGGUGGCAGACUUCCGAGAAUGAUCUCUUGGAAAAUUAGUAAACAGUGGCGAAGCGAGCAAAUUAGUAUGUUUUUCGACGCGUCGGAGGUUGAAGUUCGACGAACGUUACAACCCUCAAGUGAUGAAGUUGAAACUUCAUACUUGAAGGAAUUUGCUAUAACCGAGGAAGAAGCAAUUAUACCUAAAGAUGAGGAAGAAGAAGAAAAAGAAGAAAAAGAAGAAGAAGAAAAAAAUGAGGAUGAGGAUGAGGAGGGUGAGGAAGAGGAGGAAAAGGAAGAAGACAAAAAUGAUGCAUCUCAAUCAUAUCCACCACAACCGCAAGUUUUUUAUGCUGAAAAUAUUCGAAGUAUAGUCAGGCAAGUUGUGACGGAAGUUGUGAAGGACGAGAUGAGAAUAUUUUCUGAGCAAAUGGAGAUGAAUGGAGAUGAAGAUGGACCGAAUGGAGAUGAAUAUGGAGACGGAGAUGAACAAUUUUUUUGA